Paramacrobiotus metropolitanus is the source of this 2114-nucleotide messenger RNA. RefSeq names its product galactose mutarotase-like. Gene Ontology annotation, biological process: beta-D-galactose catabolic process via UDP-galactose, Leloir pathway; glucose metabolic process. Lineage: Eukaryota; Metazoa; Tardigrada; Eutardigrada; Parachela; Macrobiotidae. The transcript has 10 exons. Gene Ontology annotation, molecular function: carbohydrate binding; aldose 1-epimerase activity. Bases 217 to 1821 code for a protein of 534 amino acids. The record is from RefSeq and is a predicted model, not a curated record.
UACGGUGCCGUCGAACGAAGGCAAGAUGUACGAGAAAUCUGAAAGCAACAGGUGCUAGGUUGUUCGAAUUUAUGGACGGUGUUCUUGCGGAUUUCCAGAGAUUUUGUACUGUGGAUUCGAAAAUUUUUCCAUACUGAUUAAUUUUUCCAUGCAUUGACCGCCGUGUUUUAUCGAUAAUACUGAUAAUCGUUGUCAAGUUUUGUUUGUGCGACGAAAAUGGCCUCCGCUUCUCCCUCCACACCGUUCUGCGACCAUUUCUUGGAGAUUAAAGUUCCAAAAUCAGAACUGGACUUUUGGAGAGAGCAAAAAGUCAAAGACUUAUGUGUGAAACAUGGCAAGCCUGACAAAGGGAAAAUCCACGCCUGGACUGAUGUCGAAGCCGACACUAAGGACGUUAAUGGUUAUACGAUAUCGAAUUACCACCGUCGCGUGCUCUUUGCUUCACCUCGUGAAUUCAGUUCCGAAUUCUUGGCAGAUGUGGAUAAUUGUUUGAAAGACGACCAUAAAUGUCGCCGAGCAGUUUUGGACAAGAAUGUAAAUCCACAUGGGUUUACAACUGAUCAGGCUCAGAAGUCGCAAUAUUUUAAAAAAGCAGAAGUAUUAAAAGCCCGUAAGGAUUGGCAGAGGUAUCCAAAUCUGACCAUUUAUAAACAGAUGUCUCGUGUGCCGGAAGGAAAAAAAAGUGCAGAGGGAUCAUCGAGUUUGCCGUUGAGUGGCAUGAUGUCGUCUCAUGCCGUUGGAAAAGACGAGCGCGUGGUAAACAACGCUGAAUUUAAGGAGAUACAGCGAAAGAAACAGGCGAAAGAUCCAGAGCCACUAGUGCCACUAACCCCUUUUCCUAAAUACAGGCCUUGGACAAAAACGACUUUUGGACAACUUAAUUUUUCUCAGAACGUUCACCAAUACACAAUCCGAAACAGCCGUGGAAGUCAAAUGUCUUUAAUUGAUUAUGGUGCGAGAAUUGUUGGAUUGAAAGUCCUUGCUGCAAAUGGCAUGUUUGUCGACGUUGUUCGCGGAUUCAGAGCUUUGCAAGACUACGUUAAUGAUGAUCAACACGUAGGAACGCUCAUGAGGCGCGUUGCGGGAAAAAUCGAGCCUAUGAAGGUGUAUGAUGCUGUACAGGGUUUGAUUGGAUUCGACAAGGUUAUCUGGCAUGCUGAAUUGAUCGAAGACAGUUAUGGUGUUGGUGUUCGCUUCCGACACGGUAGCCUUUCCAGCACCGAAGGCUGUGUGGUGGAAUACCGGCUGAACAAUGAAGAUGAGGUUAUUAUCAACAUCAGGUAUUUAGCGGAGGAGAUGACAAUUGCCAGCACAUCGAAUCAUGCUUAUUUGAACCUUGGAGGACAGGAUGAACAAAAUAUUUACGAUCACGUCGUCAGCAUUGCUGCUCAGUCGUAUCUCUUAAUAAACGAUAGUCCCAUCCCAACGGGCAUAAUUGUUCCGGUCGAAAAGUUCUGCGACUUUCGUGAGGGGCGGCGUCUUGGGGAUGUCAUUCCAGCCACUCCGGACAAGGGCUAUGAUAAUUAUUUUUGCUUGCCUGAUGUUCCACGCACAGCGCCAACACAUGCAGCAAAAAUUUUUCACCCGAAAACUGGAAUAAGCAUGGAAAUUCUUACAACGCAGCCAGGUGUACUGAUGUAUACCGGGAACUACCUUUCUGGAAAAUGUGGUGAAAUUUUGGAUCGACAUUCCGCACUCUGCUUCGAAACGCAGAAUUAUCCAAAUGCGAUUAAUACGUUGGGAUUUCAUUCCCCAGUCGUCCACGCUGACCAAACACCCCUUCAUACCACAAUCUGGAAAUUUACCAAGCAGAAAGAUUAAAUUUUUUCCGGUUUCGAUCCGCAUCGGUUACGGGUGCUACUUACUGCUUAUUAUUCGUAUAAUAUGCCGUUGGCCUGUAAGAUUGCCGCGUGUAGUGCUUAUUCACGAAUGCCUUGAUUAGUUCGGCGGUACAAUGUUUUUGUUGUCUUAGGGCGUAAAUUGUGGAUGAUUCAUUGUGAUUGUGAAUUCCUAAUCUAUUGAUGUUUAAUUUUUUGUUGCGAUUGGUGAAGAAUCUCAGUGUAAAUGCUAUUUUCGCAGGAAAAAACACAUUUGAAUAAUACUCAAUCAUGUUG